GUGGUGAGGGCGGACAUGGCGGAGGCAGGAAAAGUACCCUUGAGCCUCGGGUUUACCGGAGGAGAAGCGACAGAGUGGCCUCUGCAGCGGUACGCCCGCUGCAUACCCUCAAACACCAGAGACCCACCUGGGCCACGCCAGGAAGCUGGGACAGCCCCCUGCCCCACAUGGAAGGUUUUUGACUCCAGUGAAGAAUCUGGGUAUCUUGUUCUCACCAUAGUUAUAUCAGGUCAUUUCUUCAUUUUCCAAGGACAGACACUACUGGAAGGGUUUUCACUCAUUGGUAGCAAGGACUGGUUGAAGAUUGUAAGACGCAUGGAUUGUCUGUUGUUUGGAACAACGAUAAAGGACAGGAGUCGCCUGUUUCGAGUACAGUUCAGUGGAGAGUCAAAGGAGCAGGCGCUGGAACACUGCUGCAGUUGUGUUCAAAAGCUGGCGCAAUACAUAACCGUUCAGGUGCCUGAUGGGAACAUCCAGGAGCUUCAGCUGAUUCCUGGCCCACCCAGGACAAGUGGCACUCAAGGGAAGGACUCUGCAAAGAGUGUCCCAUGGCAGGCUGGAUCCCACCAGCACUCAGAAGAGCAAGUGCGUGUAACGGCGGGCACAGGCGCUCCAGACGGAAGGACCUCACUGACGCAGUUAGCUCAGACUCUUCUGGCCUCGGAGGAGCUGCCCCGUAUCUAUGAACAAUCUGCAUGGGGUGCAGGAGAGUUAGGCCCCUUCCUGCGUUUGUGCCUUAUGGAUCAGAAUUUCCCAGCAUUUGUGGAAGAGGUAGAAAAGGAACUUAAAAAGCUGGCGGGGUUGAGAAAUUAAUGCUCUGUAUACAUAUAUAACGAAGGAACUUCAAAGUAUUGAAAAAUGCUUCCUCCUAAAAUUAAAGAAGAUAUUAGAAUAAAAAGCAUUAU
Molecule: messenger RNA, 905 nt
Organism: Piliocolobus tephrosceles (Ugandan red Colobus)
Lineage: Eukaryota; Metazoa; Chordata; Mammalia; Primates; Cercopithecidae
Gene: REC114
Product: REC114 meiotic recombination protein
Exons: 6
Coding region: 16-813 (265 amino acids)
Source: RefSeq, a predicted model, not a curated record